AUGAAGGAAAUUAGCUUUGGUAAGAAAAAUAAUAACAAGGCAAGCGCAUUAAAUAAGUAGCAGGCUUCAAAUUAAAUCAAGCAUUCAAUUGAGUUUAAGUUUGGAGAACCAGUAGGAUUAAGUGGACAUAUUUAAUUAAACAACAAGAUUAAAACUGAGUUGUAUAGCAAGUUUAACUUAUUUCCUAGAUGCCUUUUAUAGUAUAUGUUAAAAAGACCUGUCCAUAUUUUGAUUGUUUGCUAUUUAAUUGGAGUUAUUACUGCUGAUCCUGAUGUUUAUCUUUAUACAAAGCCUCACAUUUGGUUAAUAUUUUUUCUACCUCUUUUAUUAAGUAUUGCUCUCUAUACUUUUAAUGAGCAUUUUAUAGAUAAACAAAGAUAAAAGAGAGAUGAAAUAUAAAACAACCGUUUAUGCAAAUGCUUCACUAAACUUAUAAAAAACUACUCUAAUCUUUUAAAAAAGCUAAGAGAGGAUAUUAGUGAAAAAAUAAAGGAUGAAAUAAGUGAUAAAUUAGACUAACAUUUAAUAAGAGAAGUUAAAUGGGGAGAUUUGGAGGUUGGGGAUAUAGUUUUUCUCAAAAUUGGAGAAGUAGCUCCUGCUGAUUUAGUUUUACUUGACAGCGAAGAUGAUUAUGCAUGUAUCGAUACAUCACAAAUGAAUGGAGAUACAAAUAUAAAAACAAAAACACCUUUUCACCUAACAGAGAGCAAGAGAAACUCUGGUGUAAAUAAUAACCCCUUUGAAUUUAGGAAAAUGCUUUGUGGUAAAAUUGAAUAUGGAAAAAACUAGCCAGAUUUAAAUAAUUUCGAAGCUUUUAUAAAACUUAAAAAACACCCGAAUUGGGAAACUAUAACAAAUGAUAAUUUUAUUCCUCGAGGCUCUAAGCUUACAUACACUGAUUGGGUUUACGGAAUGGUUGUUUAUGUUGGUCUAAAUACUAAAUUUUAUUUAAAAUAGUUAAAAAAAGAAAAUUCAUCAUUAAUUAGUGCAAAAUACUGGAGUUUAGAUGAGACAAAGCAGCAAAUAUACUUUAUGGGUUUAUAUCUUAUUAUGAUCGCGUUUUUUAUUGUAAAUGUUAUAAUAUCUACAUCUUCUUUUUAUGUCGAAGACGAUCCAUUCUCUAAAAAAGUAUCAAAUAGUAAAAUCCGAAGUUAAAAUCUUUAGAUAGAAUUUUUUAAUAUGAUAAAUAUGCUCCCAGUAUAUUAUUUUUUAGUUAUUGAUUUCAUUAACUUUCUUCUUCUCUUGCAAAGAAGAUAGGCUUAAAAUAGAGAUUAAACUGUUGAACCUGAGUCUCAAAAUUUGUAAAUAUAAUCAGAUCCCAUGAAACUUACUUAGAUUUCUUAGAUGUCUCAUGUUUUUCUCCAUAAAAACACUUCUAUAAGUACAGGAAAACUAAAUGUUAGGACAAUAGGGUUUGGCAAUAAUAUUUUAUAUUAAUUUAAAAAUUAUGAGAGUAUAAAAGAUUAUGUGGUUAAGAACAAAGGUAGUUUUCAAAGAAUGAAGAAUAUAAUUGAAAAAGAAUUCAAAUUAAAUAUUUAAGAAUAAAGUGAAUCUGAAGAAGACUUAGAAAUUGAAGAUAAUACAAUAGUAAAUUUAAAACAAAGUUUAUAUUAUAAAGAAAAAUGUAACUCAACACGACAACUUAAAAAUAAACCUUUAAUUGGUGCUAAUAAAAAGACUAUUGCUUCUUUAAACUCAGAUACAUAGGAAGAAAUUGAGUUACCUAAAAAGUUAACUUCAAUCACUAAUUAGUCUUCAGUCAUGAAGCUGUUAAAGCUAGGAGAGUAUAAUUAAUCUGAGGGUUCCAAUAAUUUAUUUGAUGGAACAAGAAUGAGUAAUUCAUUAGCAGUUUCUAGGUUUGGCUAACCAAACUAAGGGAAUGGUUUUUUACUGAGUUUUACACAAAAUAAAAUUAUAGAGAGAUCUUAGGAGGUGGAUUUAGAUUAAUCAGAAAUUAUUUAUAAUGAUUAACCUUACUUUUAAAGAGGUUAUUCUGAGAGAGGGAAAAAAACUACUCAUUAUUAAUAAAAAACAAUUGUAAGAAAAACUAGAAUGAGUUAAACUGUAGUAAAAUCUAAGAAACCAAAAUCUCUGGGUAAAUACUUUGCUAGAAUAGAAUAAAAAGAUAUAUUGUCAGAUUAAUAUUCUACUACAAGAUCAGGUCAAGAAUAAAACAGUUUACAUUUAAUUUAAGAUUAAAAAAAGAAUUUAAAUGGUUAGCAAAUUGUGUACAAAGAAGCUUCCAGUUUGAUGAAUGCAGAAACGAAUAAUAAAAUUGAAAAUGGUGAUGCUAUUCAAACAGAUGAAAUAACAAAUACGUAAGCUAACCAAGUCACCCCAAAAAAUCAAAAUAUAAUAAUACCUGCAACAUAAAAUAGUGAAAAUAAAAGUCCAAAUUAAAAUACAAAUAGUUGUAAUGAAUUGAUUAAUGAAAAAAACUUUUAAAAUAGUAAUUAAAAGUUUAAUUUUUUGAAAAUAAAUAAUUUGUAAAAUGAGGCAGACAAAACCUUCAGUUAAAAUACUUUAUCGAACUAUAAUAAUCCCAAUAACACAAACGAAGAAAAUCGAGUGAAAAAAGAGCUAUAUAUUCCUGAUGAAAAUAACCAUACAAAUGAGAUUAUUGAUGAUAAUGCUAACUGGUAAAAUCAUUCUCUUACUAAAACGCAUUUCAGAGAAAAAGAAGAUGUUUCCAAAACGAUGAAAAAUCUUUUUAGAAGCUAGACUUCAAAUAAUAAUUUUGUUAGCCAAAAUCAUAUCAGAAACAAUAGCUUAGGCAUGACUGCAAGCUAAAAUAUAAAUAAAGAAGAAAGGUUUUUUUCACCUUUUAAAAACCCUCAUAGAGGUAGAGGUUCUGGUCGAAGCCCUAUUCUCAUCCCAUAAAUUUACAAUACUUAAGAUAUUUUAUCAAGAAAAAAAAAUAAUUAAAACUAAAAUUCUAAUCAUGUUAAAAGAAAUUUCGAAAUUCACUACAUUUCUUCCUAUGAUUUGAAAGAUGAGAAAGAUUAUUUAGAUUCUCUUUUUCAUCCUGAUGAUCAUAUUCAUAAUGAAGUUCUUGUAGCUAUGUCAUUGUGCCAAAUGACUCGUUCAAGAUACGAUUCAACUAGCAAACAGAUUGUAAACUUUCAUCAAACCCCUGAGGAGGAAGCAAUUAAUUAAUUUAUUUCUAACUUCGAUGUAUCUUUGAAGUGUAAGUCAGAAGAUAACAACAACACUAAGUAUGUAGUUUAAUUUUUAAACUUUUACACUAAUUAUUAGAUUCUUGCAAUCAUGGAGCCCACAAAAAAUAGGAAAAGGUUUUCUAUAUUAGUCAGAGAUCCUAAUACUUUGUCAAGCUAGGAUGUUUCUAUUUUAUAUGUAAGGUAAGAGCUAGAUAUAACUAAAUCGAUACCUAGCAAUUUUAAUUUAACUAUUUCAUAGAUCGAAUAGGUUGAUAAAACCUACAAAAACAUGCUUUUGCAUGGCAACUAAGUAAUUAUUUAUGGGAAAAGAGAAUUUACUGAGUCUGAAACUUAAGAUAUAAUUUAAAGCUACAAUAAUUUAUACAACAAUGUAGUUGUAGAUGAGCAGAUUAUAGAAAAUUUGUUUGAUUAAUUAGAAAGCGAAUUAGAUCUAUUGUGUUUAAUUGGUUUAGAAGAAGAAAUUCUUCCAGAUGUCAAAGAAACAAUUGAAAUGAUUGAGUAAAGAAAAGUUAAGCUAAAUUUAUUUUCGUCAGAUAAAAUUAACAAGGCACUUCCUCUUGGAUUUAAUAUGGGACUGCUCACUUCUAUGUCUAAAUUAACUUUUCUAACUUAAAGUGAUCCUGAGAGUUUAAAAUAUGAUAUUAAAGAAUAAAUAAAAGAAAUUACUAUAAGUCUCAAAGAUGGCCAAAAUAAUAGUUAAAAGUCCAAAAGAUAGUCAUUAAAUUCUUCGUUAAUAAAUAGAAAAUCUCUUUAAAACCGGAGAGUAAGCAUUUAUAGCAUGUCAAGAACAGAUUAUUUGAAAAACUUUAUGAUUAUUGUUACUUAGCAGUCAUUAAAAGUCAUUAUGGAAGAUGAUUUCUUAAAGCAACAUUUUGCAUUUGUGUACCAUUUCAGUAAAGGACUAAUUGGCUGUGAGCUUACUUAUGAGCAAAAAAACGAACUUUAUUCUCUAAUUAGAAUGAUGAGUUAAGAGGAUUGCAAAAUUAUUUCUAUUGGCUAAGAUAAUAUUAACAGUGAUGCUGAUAUAAAUAUAGAGACAAGAGAAACUUACAAAAUAAACUGUGAUGCAAGAGUUUUUUCAUUUAAGGGAUUGUAAGAACUUCUAUUUUACACAUCUCGAAUUCUCUUGGAAACAUAUGAUUAGAUCCUUUUAUAUACUUUAAACAGGUGCUUAAUAGUUGGAUUUUUAUGGCUUAUAAUAAGAUCUACGUAAUAAAAUGAUAUGAUGAUUUCUUUUAGAUAAACCAUUUUUUAUCAUUUGCCUUUUUACGUAUUCGGAAUAUUUAAUAUUCUAGUAGAUAAAGGAUGCAUACCAUGGAUAAGUCAGUUCUAUCAUAGAAAUCCACAAUAAGAAUAAGAACCUAAUUUGAGUUUAAAUUUUAUCACUCAAACUUAAGCUCCUUUAAAAAGCGACUAAUUUCUAAAGUAUAAGUCUUUAACAUACAAAGAGUUUUAAAUAAAAAGUGAACAGGAUUUUCGUUUAAUAAGCAGUUUUUGGUAAUUCAGCAGUGCCUAAUCCUACUUUUAAUACACAGCACUUUUAAAGAAAUUUAUAGCUAGUUGCUUAAUAACUUCUUUGAUUGAAGUUGGAGUGUUUAUAUUCUGUGUAUAUUUUUUUGGCAGUCUUUAAAUGAUUUCAGGGUAAAUUUUACCAACUCAAUUCUCAAUCAGGGCUCUCUUUUUAGUCUUUAAUUGGGUAGGAUAGAUAAGAGUAGCACUUAAUUCAUACGACUACACACUUAAAUAAUUUUUAGUAUCAUUUCUAUUCAUGUUUGGGAUAUCAAUUAUCUAUAUUUUUGUAGAUGUUGAUUCAUAAGAAGAAGUGCUUAUUAAUGAAGCUUGGGGAUCCCCUGAACUGUGGGUUUUGUUGGCUUCAAUAUUGUGUUUUUAAACUUUGUUUAUGAUUGCAAUAUAGACAAUAGAAAUAAAAUAUUUAUUCAUCGGAAUAGAGUUAUUGAGAGAUUUAACUAUUUCUUAAUUCAACAAGAUAUUAAUGUAAGCCUAAGAAAUUAAGCUAAAAACUGGAAAAAAAAUAGAUUCUUCUUCUUUCAACUUAAUGAUAUUUAUAAAGAAAUUGUUUGCUAAUGUUGAUAUGGAUUUAACAAUAUAAUAAUUGCUAAAUCCUGAAAAUUCUAUAGUUAACAAUACAAAAAUCAAUCGCUUCACUCUAAGCUUUGUUAAUGACGAUGCAUAAAAAAGGUUUGAAGAAGAAGCCUAUCCAUUUUGUAUCAAAUACUCUAACUAUAGCUUCUACACUUAUUUUUUCAAUUAAGUAUAUUUCUUGAUUUAGUAUAAUAGUCUGAUACUAAAUUCUAUAGUUAAUGGUAGUGCAAAUGCACAAAAUGUGAUUUAAGAAAGGGUUUAUUUAGCUAUUUAUGUAUUUUUGAAUUUCAUAUAAUUAGUGCAGCAUUCUUACUUUUAUUGCCUAUCUUCAAAAACAAAAACGUACGACCAACUAAAAGGUGUCCUCUUAAGGAUAUCUAUUGUUAGAUUGCUGCUUUAUAUCGAAAUAGUAUUUAUUUGCUAAAGCUAAAAAUUCAUUUCAUUUUUUAUUUUACUACUAUACUCAAAUGUCUACUUUACCACAAUCCCUAUACACUAUAUUUUCAUUCAAAAUAUGAUACUAAUUAUUAUUUAUAUAACCCUUAAAACGAUUUAUUUGCUUGAAAAUUAAAGCUACUCACUUAUUGUCUUUUAGCCUUUUAUCGUAUUCUCAUUUUUUUUAUACAUAAUUUCUCAAAAGUACUUAUUUUAGAAAAGGUAAAAGAAAAAUUUUAUACAAUAAUAUGAAUUAAAUAUUCAAAAUAAAAAAAUUAACGAUGUGCUGGAAAUUCUAUUACCAAAAUUCAUAAUUAAUCGCAUUAAAUCAAACGAUCCAAACAAGCCAUUUAGAUUCUAAGAAAAAUAAGGUGAAGCUAGUAUAAUAUUCUGUGACAUUUGCCACUUUGAUGAUAUAAUCAAAGAAAAAAAUGAAAAAAUUAUUCCUUUUCUCGAUAAAGUUUUCAAGAAUUUUGAUUAGUUUUGUGCUCGCUAAGGUCUACAAAAAAUAGAAACAGUUGGAAAAACCUAUAUGGCAUCAGCAGGUUUAAAGGACUUCGAAGACUAGGUCGAUAUAAGAUAGAGAGAAAUUGAUCCUGUUGAAAGAGCUGCAAAUUUAGCAUUAGAAAUGCUUGACUAUGUUAAAGAUUUAAAAUGGAGCUAAAAUGGUAAAAACUUAGAACUUAAAAUAGGCAUACAUUAUGGCUAAGUAAUUGCAGGUGUUAUUGGACAUCAUAAACCAUAGUUUUCACUCAUUGGAGAUACUGUAAAUACUACAAGUAGAGUUUGCUCUAAAGGCAAUCCUAGUGAAGUAACUAUCAGUGAACAAGCCUUUGAGAAAAUUUAAGGAAAAACAAAUUAAUUUUUUUUUUCUGAUCCUAAAACUGUAUUUGCCAAAGGCAAAGGAGAUAUCACUCUCUAUACUCUUAAAAAAUUCAAUCCAGCUAUCCAUAAAAAAAGAUAAACGGUAAUUAAACCAAAUAAAAUCAAAGAAGAAAUCCUAAAUCUUAAAGUACUACCUCCUAUCACUAGUUUACCUCCUUAAUUUAAAAAAAGAUCACAAAAAAGAAGUUUUACAACAAAAUAUAAUAUUCAUAUUAAUAAUGAAAUUAACUAACUCAUUCCUAGUGGAGAUUCUAAAGAAAGGAUUUUAGAAAAACAAUAGACUGUUAAAGUGUCAAAGAUUAACAAUUUAAAAACAGAAUAAAAUUUAAAUAGCUCAAUUAGAUAAAAGAAUAAAACAUAAUAUGACUAAGAUGUUUAACAAAGAAGCUAGAGAUCUUAGACAAAUGAAAAAAUGUCCAACAAUUCUAAAAUUAUUUAGGAAAGCAAUACUAAUAUUGUUCAUGGAGAUAAUCAAUUAAUUAUUAGCCCUACCAGUCCAUAACAGCAAAAUUUAUAAAGUAUCAGAAAUAAAAAUAUGAGUAGCUUCCACAAGUAGAACUAAACAAAAUUUAUUUCACAUAGUCAAACUUAAAAUUAAAAUGUAUAAGAAAAUCACUAAGUUAAUAGAGAAUUUUAAGCAGUAAGGAUGUAUAGAUAGGAUAGUAUUAAAUUAGCUGUAAUACCGUUAAAGGAGAACGAAGAUGAAAACUCUCCUACCCGCGAAAUUUAUAAAAGAACUUUAAAUAUCCAAUCUCCUAUCGGGGUAACCUCUAAUUCUAAUGGAAAGUAUAAAAGAUCAGGUGUUAUUCACUCAGGUACGUUUUAUGCUGCACAAACAAGCUAGCAAUAAACUAACUAACCUAAUAAUUAAAAUAUUUAAAAUUCAAAUUAAAAUGGAGGAAGUAAACUUAAAUUAACCUUAUCAGGUUUUUAAUAAAAUAAAUCUUAAGCAGUUUAAACACAUUUGAAUUCUUAGAUGCUCACUGAAAGUUUACAAAAUUUAAGGUCAUAUGUAGUAGGUCAUCCAGCUAAACAAGGAUAGAGAGUUAGUUAAUAGUAUAAUGCUGUAAGCUAGUUAGCAACUGAUUGUAGAUAAGACAUAUAUUUAAAAUGUCUCCAGAAAAAUUAAGAAAAUUUUAAAAUAGAUCUUAAAAGAGCUUAGCAAUUUCUUCUUAAUGAUAAAGACGAUGAAAAUAGAUUCUUAGAAGGAUAAUAAGAUUUUUAUGUGUUGAGCAUUAGAGAUGUGUUUUAUAAGACAUAAGAUUAAGAAGCAGUGGAUGAAUUUUAUGCUAAUCUUGUUGAAAGUCAAUAGUAAAACAUAAAGUAUUAUCUUGGCUUGGCACUGAUUAUAUGCUUUUUAAAAAUAUUAAGUCUUAUUUUGAUUCUUUUAACUGAUAGUUAUAACUAAAAAAUCGUUGGAGCAUAUAUAGGAUGCAGGAGUGCAAUCUUAAUUUUGAUUAUCCUUUUCAUUAUAAAAAAUCAAUCAAUAAUUUAAUCUGACAGACUGGAAUAAUUUAGAAUAGCUGAAAUUAUAACAUUUAUAUUAUUCAUUUUAAUUUUAACAAUUUCAACAAAUGAAAUUGUUUAUUUCUAGAAUUAUUACUUUUCAAUUUAAAUACUUGAAUAAAUAAUGUACUACAUCAUAUUCGCUAAUUUAAAUUACUUAAAGCUUAUUUUCAAAUCUCUUCUUACUGUAGCAACAAUCAUAACUCUUACUAUUAGCUAAAUUUUAUCUGGGACCUAAGAUUUUAGAAGUUAUUUAACAAUUUACUACUUCUAUAUCUACACUUUGAUUUUACAUGCCUAUAAAUAUUAUUUGAUAUUUUCUCUUCAAGUCUAAAAUUAUAACACAAUGAGAAUUUUAGAUGCCAAAAAAUAGUAGAAAGAUAAUUUAGUCAGAAAUCUAAUACCUAAGCAUCUCUUAGAUUAUUUUAAUGUUAAAUCUAUUGCUUAGUAAACAGAUCUAUGUGAUGUUUUUGAAGAAGCAACUCUCUUAUUUGCAGACAUCACAGAUUUCACUAAAUAUUGCUCAAUGAGAAAUCCUGAGGAGGUAGUAAACAUGCUUUCGAAUUUGUUUUUAAAGUUUGAUAUGAAAUGUUAAGAAUUGAAAUGCUUCAAAGUUUAUACAAUAGGUGAUUGCUAUGUAGUUUUAGGAGUGGAUAAUGCAAAAGAAAGAAAUCCUGCUAAAGAGGCAAAUAAUGUUGUUUAAAUGGGUUUAAACAUGCUAGAAAUAAUUAAAUAAGUUAGAUCAGAAGUAAAUUUUGAAACACUCAACAUGAGAAUAGGCAUUCAUACUGGAUAAAUUAUUGGUGGUAUCACUGGAAGUGAUAUUGUUAGAUAUGAUAUUUAUGGAACAGAUGUUAUGUUAUCAAAUAAGAUGGAGUCUAAUGGUGAACCAGGUAAAAUUAUGGUAAGCCAAACAACUAAAGAUUUGUUAGAGAGUGCGUAUGGUUCAUACUAUUAAUUUUAGCAAGGAAAAGAAGUACAUGAUAUUUAAGGAUAUUUUAUAUAAAGAAGAAGUGAAUCUGAAAGUAAUUUGUUAGCUAACUAAUAUGAAUAACACCAAUAUUAUGAAGGGGAUUAUCCUGUGUUCAUAUAAGAUGACCAUUUAGAUGAGUUAUAAGAAAGCGAUAAUGGGAGUAAAAGUAGUAAAGAAGUACAUAUUAAUUAAUUUGGAGACGAGAUUAUUGGAGAUUAUGAAAAUCAAAACAACAACUAAAAUGAGUAAUCAAAUGAAAUAAAUGAAUAAGAUAUUCAGAAUGGUGAGUGA
Messenger RNA from Tetrahymena thermophila SB210, 9372 nucleotides. RefSeq names its product adenylate/guanylate cyclase domain protein. The transcript is spliced from 19 exons. NCBI's taxonomy places the organism in Eukaryota, Ciliophora, Oligohymenophorea, Hymenostomatida, Tetrahymenidae. Gene Ontology annotation, molecular function: nucleotide binding; adenylate cyclase activity. Gene Ontology annotation, biological process: cyclic nucleotide biosynthetic process; intracellular signal transduction; adenylate cyclase-activating G protein-coupled receptor signaling pathway. The record is from RefSeq and is a predicted model, not a curated record.